CACGAAUAUAACAAUCGCUGCGCGCUGUGUCCACAUCCACAUCCACGGUCGAAACCAAAUGAUGAAGACAAUGUGGACCCAGUUCCUCCUUGCUCACUUUCUCCUCCUCAAUUCUUUCACCUUCGCCGAACAUCAUUAUUGGCUGGGAUGGGCAGGUGUAAAACACGAGGAAGCCUCUGUGGGAAGUAUUCAGAUGGCAGCAAGGCCGGGUCCAGUGAGAGUUGGUGAUAAAGAGAACAACGAGGUCCAUGACGAUGUGAUUGAGCCUCCCAGCAUAAUACAGCGCGAGAUCGAGCUGCCUCUGCCCACGCUCAAGCCGCAUCGUGGAGCUCCUAGCCCACGCGGAGCGCAGCGCAGGACAGACUGCAGAGGCUCCCAGCCGUACCCAAGUGAUAAAGAGAACAACGAGGUCCAUGACGAUGUGAUUGAGCCUCCCAGCAUAAUACAGCGCGAGAUCGAGCUGCCUCUGCCCACGCUCAAGCCGCAUCGUGGAGCUCCUAGCCCACGCGGAGCGCAGCGCAGGACAGACUGCAGAGGCUCCCAGCCCUGUCCCAGAACCGAGCGGCACAGCCACGGGCCCUGGCACCAUUUGGAGGUGCACUUCCCGCUGGCACGUCCCAGCGCUGCCAACAUCAGGGAUAUCUGCUUUCACCUCGGGCACAGGACCACCUAUGGCCGGGAAGAUCUGCCAAGCACUGGCUUCAGCCAUUUGCACCGACGAGGGUCCACGAUCAACAGAAUGGAGGCCGGCUUCGCAAAGUGUUGUCAGAAGCAGAGUGAAGCAGACAAGCUGGACUGCACGUUGACAGUGUGGGAGCAUGAACUAAACCAGUUUUGCGAGGAGGAGUUUUCCAUUAAAACUAAGCAUCAUGCUUGCUGUAAGGAGAGAGCCGACAGGCGGUAUGACUGCUUUGCCAGGGACGUGCUGCAUCACAGCUACAGGGGCGCAGGUCCGAGUGGAAGGAAGAGGAACAACAGCGUCGCUCACAGCCACACAGCCGCGGUGGAGAUGAGGUUGCUGGAUAUCGUCUUCCCUCCCGCAGAGCCCAAUCGGCACAACAUCCACAACAUCUGCCAGCUGAGGAAGAUCCGGCCCCGCUACCCACCGAAGAGCCUGCCGCAGUCUGGCUAUGGCACACUGACACGCCAAGCUCGGGCGCUUCAGCAGCUCGAGAUCGGCUACACCAAAUGCUGCAAGCAUGACGACAAGUUGACCUGCGCGCACAAGCAGUGGAAAGAGGCGCUGUCUCAGUACUGUGAGGACGAAUUGUCUGUGAGGACUCAAUACAACCGCUGCUGUUUGAUGCAUCACCACAAACGCUACGUCUGCUUCAGAGACAACGCUCCCUUCCCCAAUUACGACCGUGAGAGGCGGAACAUCAGCCUGACAGAUGUGACGGAAGGUACCAUGCAAACGCUGUGUCAGAAACCCUUCAAACUGCUGACCAAAAUGCCUGUAGCUGCCUUGGUGAGGGGGCUGCAAAAGAACUGCUGCCCUAUCGACGCGCUGGAGGAGAGGGUUCACUGUGGAAACGCAGAGAAACGUUCUUUCUCUGCCCACAUGUGUGGUCUUGCACUUGGAUCCUGGAGAGAUCGGCUGAAGUGCUGCAAAAGGGACACAGAGACUUGCUUUGAUUCUGCUUACCUGAGCAAUGUUUGGGUGGCCACUACAUAUGAGUACUGAGUGCCGUGGGGAUGUGGUGUACCUCAGUCGGUGAUGGCUUCGAGUGAUUCAGAUACAUAACAUGAAAUAUUAAAUGUUUUAAUUUUUCUGA
Carcharodon carcharias (great white shark) is the source of this 1775-nucleotide messenger RNA. RefSeq names its product extracellular matrix protein 1-like. Gene Ontology annotation, biological process: regulation of bone mineralization; signal transduction. The coding region runs from base 59 to 1684 and encodes 541 amino acids. NCBI's taxonomy places the organism in Eukaryota, Metazoa, Chordata, Chondrichthyes, Lamniformes, Lamnidae. The transcript is spliced from 8 exons. Gene Ontology annotation, cellular component: extracellular region. The record is from RefSeq and is a predicted model, not a curated record.